GCCAGGCUGGACGGGGCUUGGGGCAACCUGGGCUAGUGGAAUGGACAGGGUGGGACUGGAUGAGCUGUGAGCUCCCUUCCAACGCAAAGCACCCUGUGAUUCUGCGGGCAAUAAAAGGUGGAAAGAAGAAGGCGGAAAGCCUGGAGCAGCCUCGGCUCGGAGGAGAAGCCGCGGGCAGGGCUCGGCCCCCCCGGGCCGUGUCCAAGCACUUACAUCAAGAUGUGGGCAGACACCCAGAGAGAGCUGGACACCAUGCUCCAGAGAGAGAGGGAGGAGUUCCUCCAGCCACAGGAGGACCGUGAGAAAGUGAUGAAGAUGUUGGCCACUGCCUACGUCCAAUACCUGGAAAUCUUCCGGAAGCUGGAGGAGGCCCAUGACCACCUCAUCCACCAGCAGAAGCGGGCGGCGGUUCGGCAGGUGCUGGACGGGGUCAUGGGCCGCAUCCUGGAGAUCAAGAAAGAGAUGGUGGCCCUGGAGAACUCCGAGUGUCACUCCAUGGAUGGCAUCCUGAUGGAGCUACAGCGUGUCCCGGAAGACAUAGAAAUCCCCAUCCCAAAGUAUUUCAUUAAAGAAAACCUGGGAAUCCUGCAGGACAGGGAGAAAUACCUGCACGAGAUUUUGCUGAAUGCUGGUUUGCUGGAACAGGAACCUGUCACGGCCAUGACACUUGAGGAAGGCAUUAAAGUGAUCCAGGUGGCAGAACGGGCUCGCCAGGGCCGCGCCCGAGCAGCGUUCAUGAAGAGAAUUUACCUUGAAGAGAAAAGACAAAGUAAAAAAGAGGAGCAAGAGACAGGUAAAAGUCCAGAAGAUGCUGCCACUUGCAUUCAAAAGGUCUGGCGUGGGCACCGGCAGCGCAAGAAAACAGAGAAGCUGAGAGAGGAGGAAAUGAUAUUUCUGGGCAUGAGUCUGCCUCCUGACUUGGAGGCAAUGAGCAGUUUGCAGAAAGAAAAUGUCCUGCAAGGUGAAGUCCAGGAAAGAGAAGACUUCUCCUUCAGGCACGAGCUGAGGAGAACAGAGGGGCCCCACAUCAAGGAAACCCUCCAGGACCAGAUCACCCAGUGCUUCCUCGAGUGCAGGCAUAUCACAGGCAGGUUUCCUGACUAUCCCCCAGAGAAGACAGGUGGUUCCAAGGCUAUUUUUAUUGAAAAACAUCCAGAGCAGGUCCUUGAAGAGCUGGCUGCCAAAAAGGCAGAGGCAGAGAAAAAAGAAAAGGAGAAGAAUGGAAAAAAGGACAAGGAAACUGUGAAAAAGCCAAGUGAAAAAAAGCCACCAAAAGUUGGAAAGCAGGUAGUGGAUGAAAGCUGGAAAAUGGGUCCAAGCAAUUUCCUUUUGAUGCUGGAGGAAGGAAGCUCUCAGUACCAAGUCUUUUGGGAGAACAGAGAUAACAGAUUGGAUUUUCUCCAGGAUCAUGACCCAGAGCUGAUCAAAGGAGAGGAACGGGAGGAAGUGGAGGAAGAGAUCAGAGUGCAGGUGGAUGAAGUGAUGCAGCAGAAGCUGCUGAGAGUCAAACAGGCUGUGGAUGGAGAGACAGGUCCUCAGGGCAAAGCUGGGAAAGACAAGGGAGAAAAGACACCUGGGAAGAAAAAAAUACCCGAGCUGGAGAGAGAUCUGACACCUGACAGGACCAUUGAAUCCCUGUACCAGGAACUUGCAGAAGAAGGAUUGCUCAUCCAAGUCAAGAAUGUGAAUCUCUCUGACUACAUUGGCUACUACGACUGUCUGAGGAGCAUCCUUCGGGAGACAGGUGCCCAGCCCAUGCCCUCCAUCCCAGAAGUCAGACAGCUCGUGGCACUCUAUGGAAUAUUGCCCUUGGGUUCCCAAACUGUCCAUGAGAAUGCUCCUCUGGUGAAAUCCCUGUUGCUGGCAGGACCCGCUGGUGUUGGUAAGAAAAUGCUGGUCCAUGCCAUCUGCACAGAAACAGGAGCCAACCUCUUCAACCUCACUCCUUCCAGCACUGGGAAGUAUCCAGGCAGGGAUGGCCUGAUCAUGAUGCUUCACAUGAUUCUCAAGGUGGGCAAGGAAUUGCAGCCUUCAGUCGUGUGGAUUGGAGACACAGAGAGAGUAUUUUCCAAAGGGGCACCCAAGGGAGAAGAAGAGGUGAACUUCAAGCGCCUGGCAAAGGUGCUGCCCCUGUUCCUGAGGGCUCUGAAACCCAAGGACAGGGUUCUGCUCGUGGGCACCUCCAGCAGGCCCUUCGAUGCCAAUCUGGGACCUUUCUGCAAAGUUUACCAGAAGAUCAUUCUCAUCCCGAAGCCUGACUACCUGACAAGAUUUGCACUGUGGAAGCACUACAUCCUGCAGCGUGGUGGGGCCCUCACCAGGCUGGUGAACCUCAACUGCCUGGCCCAGGUGUCGGAUGGCUUCACCCAGGGACACGUUGUGGACGUGGUGCACGCUGUGCUGACUGAGCUGAGGCUGCUGCAGAUGGCCAGGAAGCCACUGAGGACUGCUGAGUUUGUCACUUCUCUGGCCAGACACGAGCCAGUGUACAAAGAGGAGGAAGAAACGUUCCAGGCCUGGUAUGCCAAGACCCCGCUGGGGAAAGCAUGGAGCACAGCACAGGCAGCAAAGGAAGAAGAAAAAGAAAAAGGAAAGAAGGGAAAAGGAAAAGGGAAAAAGUAACUUCCUCAAGGAUUUUUCACCUGGCCAUACCAGUCACAACUCUAUUUCUCUGUGAAGGCAUGGCAGAUUAAUGUUAAAGGUAUUCCAGGGAAGAGAAUUCCUCUCCAAAUGAAUUUUCUAAAGUAAAAAAAAAAUUUUAAAAAAAAUCAGAUGAGAUGUAACAUGUAGCUCUCAGAGGAUAAAGAGUUAAUGACCACUGACUUGCUCAAGCAUUAUUUAUUCUAAGAGAUUUUAGGGGGCAGAAGGGUUCAUUACUCAGGCCUGUAACAUGCCAUCAACUUUUAGGCCAUACUCAUUUAUUUCAGCAAGUAACUCUACUUAAAAAUUGAUGUCACUUUAAAGUCUUUCAUUACUUUAAUAUCCUAUAUGCUUUAUAAAACUAACUGCUUUAUGUAUCUGUGGGUCUAAAGCGUUACAGUCCUCAAUAAAACUACUACAGCUCUAAAGACUGCUUUUUAAUUGGGAUGGAUUAGGAGGCACUUGGUGCAAUCCACCACAAGCUGAAUAUUUACACAGCUGCAGGAGGAACAGCACUUGCACCUUUUGAGGCCUCAGCACAGACAAAUUCAUAUACGUGAGUAUCAGGAGGAAGCAGGGCAGCCAGGUGGUAAUUUGGGUGGAUAUGCAGCAAAAUCUGGUUUUAAUCUAUUUUGCCAUAGAAAAUCAUGCCUAAUUUGCUUGUUUGCACAAACAGCAACGUGUUUGUUGCUUAAUGCACCUCGUUUACUUACAAAUCUGCAAUUUUGAGGGCAAAGGAUUUAUAAGGACACGCUAGAGCUCUGGGACACCCUACAGGACACUGAUGGAGGCAGCACCACCCUCGUGUCAGGCACUGGAUCACAUUCACCAAGACCUUCUCUAAGUGAGAGCCACGAACACCUGUUCUUCCCUCUGAUCACGGAAUUCCUGUGUGGACUUGACAACAGGUACCUGGAAAUACAGAGCCCACCAUCCCCGGGGAGCUGAGGAACCUCUCUGUGCCUGCAUCAACAGCCUGGGAGGAGCAAGCUGGGCAGCACUGCUGGAAAAAGCUGCUGGGAAGGGGAUGGUAUUGAGCCCCUCCUGCUCCUAAGAGGCAACCAAAUGGAAAAAGGCAUUCCUGGGAACAGGAAUGCCUGAGAAAAAAAGCCUGGGAGGAUUCCUGGGUGUAACAAACUGCACAGAAAAUGAUUCAAGCAGUUGUGUCACUGUGCACGGUGGAGGGAACUGGAUGGGUCUGGCUAAUAAAGGGGAUUUUCUCCCUGUAGGCUAUCCCAGCACAUGGGCUAGAGCCCCCCCAAUUUGGGAUUUCUGUGGUCCUUUCUGGCUGUAUUUUACAGUCUGGUCCAGGGCUCCCCAUGAUCUCACCCUUCCAACCUCAAGCCUGCACCUCCAGCCCCACCAAGGAGCGCCAAGCAAUAACAGAGGAAAUUCUUUUUCCAUCUCCCCUGUGCAACCUCUCAGGACAUUCCUGAUGGACACCAGCCCUUCCCCCAGCAAUAAUCCAGCUGCUGGAAUCUCCACAAGACCCACACUAGGGGCUACCAGCCCCUGGGUUCAAUCCAUUGCAACAUGCAGCUGCAAAUGUCAGCUUUGCACCCCUUGUUCUUUGGAGCAGGCUGUGGGUGCCCAAACUCAGCAGCACACCCCAGUUUUAGCAAAUAAGGCACUUCUAACUUCAUCCUUGGGGAGAAAAGCCAGCCUCUCCAAAGAGCUGACAGGGCUGGUGUUUAAAAACCCCUCAUCUCUGCUCUCAUGCACAAGGAAACUAAUUUGGGUAAUUCUGCCCUCAAUCUUGCCGACAGCAGAGCCCUCCUCUCCACACCAGGUCUGACAGCACGGCGUGGUGUGAUGAAAGGACCACAUUCCAGCAGGAUGUAAGCAAGCCCAUUAACUCAUAUUUCAGCAGCCUCACUGCAAUCUCAACAGCAAAGGAAAAGCAGCUGACUGGCAACAUCCAUCUCCAGGGCACAGUGCCCACCCCAGUGCAGGGAGGAUGCUGAACUUCCAC
Vidua macroura (Pin-tailed whydah) is the source of this 4612-nucleotide messenger RNA. It is a transcript of the gene DRC11, whose product is annotated as IQ motif containing with AAA domain 1. The record is from RefSeq and is a predicted model, not a curated record. NCBI's taxonomy places the organism in Eukaryota, Metazoa, Chordata, Aves, Passeriformes, Viduidae. The coding region runs from base 220 to 2622 and encodes 800 amino acids. Gene Ontology annotation, molecular function: ATP binding; protein binding; ATP hydrolysis activity. The transcript has 19 exons.